AAGACCUCCCGGAUCACCCCCAUUUUUGUAUGUCUGCUUGGAAUGACGAUUUCCGUCGUUCAAUGUCAAGCGUUGGCAAAUGGCAAUUACUCUUGCAAUUUUGAGAUUAAGAGCGAAUGCCAAUGGAGCCAAGAUCCCGAUGAUUUGAAUUGGCUAAGAAAACAAGGCGACAUAAAAGGCUCUCGGGGAAUCAAACAAUUUGAAGGUCCAUUUGUAGAUCAUACGAAGGGUUUAGGCGUUCUGAAAAACGAAAGUCAAGGACCAGGUGCACUGCAAUUCCGUGGAGGGAAAUGUAUUCAUAUGUAUGGAGGUGGUUCUACGGUACCAAAUGAUGGAAAAACACUUGUAAUACAGCGUGUCUGUAAUGAGGAAAUAUUGAAGUUCGAGUUACGAUCAAACGGAAUAUUGAUGCAUACUAAAUAUAAAAUGUGUGUGAAGCCCAAAGGGACGGUGAUUGAUGGAGUGAAAGUUGGUGUUUAUAGAAACUGCACACAAACUGACACAUGGAGCUGGACAAAAAGUGGAUCGCUUCAGUUCAAGAAAGGCAUGUGUCUGACAGCGAAGAACGGAGUGCACGCUGUGGAUGGCGAGAAUCUUGUGCUUAGUUCUGUUUGUGAUCAGCUACAAAAUUUCAUUAAGUUUGAACCCAUUGGGUUAGGUUGGUAUCUAUACAUGGAAAGUUCUAAGCCAUCCAAAAAAAAAGGUAGCGAAACAGCACGAUUCAUCUCCCCAAACGUUACUAAAGUCAAAUCGUGUCUUCAAUUCUACUAUCGCAUGUUCGGCCAGCCUGCUGGAAGUUUACAGGUGUACGUGUUGUCUGAAGGUAGCAUGGGAUUCCCCUUGAAGAGUUUCUAUGGUCCCCGCUGCAGGGACUGGCAUCGAGCACAGGUCGCUGUAAACAACCAAACGACUCCGUAUCAGUACGUUAUCGAGGGUGUACGUGGUGUCAAUGACGUGGGGAAUAUUGCCAUUGAUGAUAUUUCUGUGAGGGAUUCAUGCAGUGAACCAUUACAACCAGCCGACGGUAAAGCAAAUACUUCGGAUAAAAUCCCCAUUUUCAUAGCAGCGAAUACAUGCGUAAUACUUUUGUUCGUGGUAAUCAAUAUCUUUGUGCUGGUAAAGUGCAGACGACAAAAUCAAAAGCCAAAGUUAUCAACUCCGGACCCGGGCAACAUUUCACUAACGGUGGACGAAAGCUCACAAGAACCAUCGAGAGUUAUUGAGGGGCAAGUCAUAGAAAACAUCGAGUUGUAUGUUAUACCGGUCGAAAAUGAGACAAACACGCAUGAAAAUGUUUUAAAUUUUGGUUAUGAUCAGCUCGAUGAACUCGGAGAUGGAACAGAUGAUGGCAGUUACCAGGAGCCCGGAGCAGCUGUGGAGGUCGAUGUGACGUACGAGGAUAUCACGAUGUAUCAAAAUGGUCAAAACUCUUAAGUAGCACAAGCCAUGCAUGACAAAUGGGGAAGUUGAAGAAUGCAAGAUAACAUAUUCAUACGUUCCAAGAGAUCAUAGAAUAAAUUAUGUCAAUUUUUUUUACAAGGAAAUGAUUUUCCUUAAUGUCACUUCUAGUUCUAGAUUUCCAUUUUUAGAAUAAGUCGGAUGUUUCGAUUUAUGAUACCUUUCAUGACAAUCAAAUGCACAUUUCAGAACGAUUAACACACGUUAACGUAGCCGUUUUAUAGCGGAAUAUAGUGCAUGCAGCUAGUUGCACACAACUUAGAAAAUUGAA
Messenger RNA from Dendronephthya gigantea, 1729 nucleotides. RefSeq names its product MAM and LDL-receptor class A domain-containing protein 1-like. The record is from RefSeq and is a predicted model, not a curated record. Lineage: Eukaryota; Metazoa; Cnidaria; Anthozoa; Malacalcyonacea; Nephtheidae. The coding region runs from base 43 to 1434 and encodes 463 amino acids. Gene Ontology annotation, cellular component: membrane. The transcript has 9 exons.